Cryptomeria japonica (Japanese cedar) is the source of this 1609-nucleotide messenger RNA. Its product is annotated as cytochrome P450 93A3-like. NCBI's taxonomy places the organism in Eukaryota, Viridiplantae, Streptophyta, Pinopsida, Cupressales, Cupressaceae. Bases 74 to 1609 code for a protein of 511 amino acids. The transcript is spliced from 2 exons. Gene Ontology annotation, molecular function: monooxygenase activity; heme binding; iron ion binding. The record is from RefSeq and is a predicted model, not a curated record.
UUUUCUUUAUAAAUUAGAAUUAGAUACCUCGCCUGAAUAUCAUUAGAGCAGAUUUCUCUGAAACUGGUUUCCAAUGGAUCUUUCAAUAAUUAUUACCUUGCUUAGUGCAUUAGGAGCAUAUAAAAUCUUCAAAAUCCUGUUUGGUGGUAGCAAGAAGAGUCUGCUGCCACCAGGUCCAAUGGCUUUGCCAUUAAUAGGGCAUCUACAUUUACUAGGAACUCAUCCCCAUCAAGCUCUGCAAAAACUAAGCGUAAAAUAUGGCCCUCUGAUGCAAAUACGUUUGGGAUCUGUACUUUCUGUUGUGGUCUCUUCUCCAGAUAUGGCAAAGGAGUUUCUGAAGACCCAUGAAAGUAAAUUUGCAUCAAGGCCCCAAUCUGCUGCCAUAAAAUACAUGGCCUACAACUGUGCAGAUUUCUCUUUUGCUCCCUAUGGCCCAUACUGGAAGUACAUGAGGAAGAUCUGCAUGAAUGAGCUUCUGAAUGGCAGGCAAUUAGACAAUUUCUGGCCUGUUAGAACCCAAGAAUUAGGGUUUUUCAUGGAGACAAUUUUGAAGAAUUCUGUUCAAGGGCAGGUUAUUGAUGUGGGUUCUGAGUUGAUUUCCAUGGCUAGUAAUGUUAUAUCCAGAAUGGCCAUGAGCACAAGGUGCUCUGGUACUGAUACAGAGGCUGUUGAAUGCAGGAAGCUCUUGAAGGAGGUUGCACUUUUGACUGGGAAGUUUAAUCUGGGUGACUUUAUAUAUGUGUGCAAGAAUCUUGAUUUGCAGGGUUAUGAGAAACAGAUGAAAGAUGUACACAAACGUUUUGAUUACUUCAUUGAGAAAAUCUUGAAGCAGCAUGAAGCAGAAGCAGAAGCAGGAGGAGGUGCUGAUAGUGAUGGGAGGCCCAAGGAUCUUAUUGACAUUCUCUUCUCCAUUUCCAAUAAUGAAGAAGCAGAGAUGAAGCUUACCAGGGAGAACAUCAAGGCAUUCAUCCUGGACAUAUUUGCUGCGGGUACUGAUACUUCAGCCAUUACAACAGAAUGGGCAUUCUCAGAACUUAUGAGAAAUCCUCGGAUUAUGAAAAAAGUUCCUGAAGAAGUAGAUUUUGUUGUGGGAAGUGAAAGACUUGUUGAAGAUUCGGAUAUUCCAAAAAUGAGUUAUCUUCAAGCAAUAGUGAAGGAGACCUUACGCUUGCAUUCUCCAGCACCCUUAGCAGUGAGGGAAUCCACAGAGGAUUGUAAUAUAGAAGGCUACUUUAUUCCUGCAAAGACCCGAGUUUUUGUUAACAUUUGGGCCAUAGGACAAGACCCAAAUUAUUGGGAGAAUCCUCUUGAAUUUCAACCAGAGAGGUUUCUUAGCAAUGAUGCAUGUACUAGUAUUGAUGUGAGGGGUCAACACUUUCAUCUUAUACCUUUUGGUAGUGGUAGAAGAGGAUGUCCUGGAACCUCACUUGCCUUGUAUUUCAUUCACGCAACCUUGGCUGCCAUGAUUCAGUGUUUUGAUUGGAAGGUAAAUGAUGGAGAAGAGAUUGACAUGGAGGAAGGUGUUGGCUUGACAAUUUCUAGGGCCAAUCCUUUGAAAUGCAAGGCCACCCCUAGGUUUUCCCAGCUUCCCACUUGGGAAUCUAGUUAG